Messenger RNA from Punica granatum (pomegranate), 732 nucleotides. Lineage: Eukaryota; Viridiplantae; Streptophyta; Magnoliopsida; Myrtales; Lythraceae. The record is from RefSeq and is a predicted model, not a curated record.
AUGGAUGUGGAGUUUGGUGCUGGUGGGUCGUAUUACUAUCAAGAUUCCAUUGUGAUAGUCAUGAAAGGGUUAGAGAUUGAGCUGGCGAAGAUUCUGACUGUAUUUACAGCCAUCGACUUCUCAAGGAACUUCUUCGAAGGAGAGAUUCCAGAAUCAAUAGGAGAUCUAAGGGCACUAAAGGGGCUGAACCUUUCUCACAACAAUCUGACCGGCGACAUCCCUUCAUCCAUUGGGAAUCUAACUAAUCUUGAGUGGUUGGACCUAUCCUUGAACGAACUCAGUGGGGAGAUUCCUCGACGAUUGGCGGAUCUUACGUCACUCACCACUUUGAAUCUCUCAAAUAACCUGCUCAUGGGACUGAUUCCUCAGGGCUCGCAAAUCGAUACAUUCGAGCACUCCUUUGAUGGGAAUCCCGGCCUUUGUGGUCAUCCAUUGCCAAAUGCAUGUGGGACUGACACUGUGGAGCAGUCACCAUCGAAAUUAACUUUCCCUGAAGAAGCAGCAGUGCAUUGGAUUGAAUGGAGGGCAGUGCUAAUGGGCUAUGGAUGUGGACUUGCACUCGGGAUUUCAGCAGGGUACAUCAUGCUGGACACUGGGAGAACGAGAUGGUUGGUGAGAAUGAUUGAGAAGAAUAUACACAGAAUGACAAACAAGAAAAAGAGAAACACAGCUCCGAGGAAUCAAGCAUGGUACUUAUUCGUGGCAGAGUUGCAUAAAUACACGGUUCAAUAA